Molecule: messenger RNA, 102 nt
Organism: Debaryomyces tyrocola
Lineage: Eukaryota; Fungi; Ascomycota; Pichiomycetes; Serinales; Debaryomycetaceae
Source: the annotation of a GenBank genome assembly
AUGCAAGAAAGAUAUAAAAUUAUUUGUGAAAAAGAAGAUAAUUUAAUUAAACAAUAUAUGCUAACUGAUUUUGAGUUUGCUGUAUGGUAUCUAAAGAAUUAA